CUAGAGAAAUAGUUUCAAUCCAGUGAGCACUAUACCUUUUCUGUAAUUUGUUUUCAACAAGAUUCCAAAUAAUACACUUCUUGGAACGAGUAAUUCUUUACCACGUUUGUGUAGAUGUUUUCCAAUCAGAAAUUUGGUUGGAAUAGCUUUUCUUCGAAACUUUGCAUAAGUUGAAUGUGUAAUGAGGCAUUGUCUUGAACAAGUUUCCAGAUAUAUGCUCGUAUAACAACAGUACAGUGACCUGCUGAACCAAAUAUACGGCGAUGUUAGGAGGUGCUAAUUACUGGUCCGCUCAUCCGAUUAGACAGUGUCUCACACACUUGACGCGUUACGGUUACAAAAUCCGGAGGUUUCUCGGCACUAUGUUGCUUUUGAAAUCUGUUCUUUGUAGCAUCGUUUUGUACUGUGUAGGUGUGGAAGGCAUAGGCAACCAAUAUUAUCGUCGAGACCCAAAAUUCCUGUUCCUGUUCCCAUUCUAUCGGGUGCUGCCUGGCCUGCCCUGUACGACCAACGACAACUUGGAUGGAAUCUGCCUGAGUCAGCGACAAUGCAACGCUCGGGCGGGAGUCUGUGCUGGCAAUUGUGGAUACAAAGGUGUAUGCUGUGUUUUUAAAAGAACAUGUGGAGAGAAAACCAAUGCAAACAACACUUAUUUCUUCAGUCCAAACUAUUCGGCCGCAUUCAAUGGUGGAAAACGCUGCUCCUUCACAAUUGAGAAAAUGAAUUCAGGUGUUUGUCAGAUAAGAAUAGAUUUUUUGGAGUUUUCUAUCAGUGAACCUGAUCCCAAGACUGGUUCUUGUGAAAAUGACAAGCUGAGUUUGGGUAUCCCAAAUAAUCCAGUAAUCUGCGGUGAAAAUGGUGGACAUCAUGUUUACCUGGAUUUCCCAGCUGGUUCAAACGGCCACACCAUCAGUGUAUCAACCGUGAAUGCGGUGUCACUGAGUAGGCGAUGGAAUUUGAAAAUCUCACAGAUAGCAUGCAACAGCUCAGAGAGGGCGCCUCCUGGAUGUCUGAAAUACUUCACCGCAGAUAAAGGAAGUGACCGUAGUUUCAACUUUUCUCCACUCUCAACAGCUUCAGGUACAGGAAACCGAGUGAUUAGUGGCAUGAACUAUGGUGUCUGUGUGCGCAGAGCUCCUGGCUUCUGCUCUAUCACCUGGUCACGCAGCUCCGCCAAUGCUUUCACGUUCACUAUGUCCGGAGCUUCAAAUCCUACCGAUACAACUGGAGCUGGUGGUACCGGCCUGUCUGGAUCGACGAAUUGCAAAUCCAACUUCAUCAUCAUCCCCAACAGCAAGCCAAGCCAAGAUGGCGCGGCCGAAGAUCGCUAUUGUGGAAAUAAUCUGUCACCAGUUACAACUUCUUCAGGGCCAUUCGUAAUGACCGUUGUAACAUCUUACGACGAGAACAAUUCAAAUAACAGAGGAUUCCUUUUGGAGUACAGCCAGAAUGCAUGUGUAGAUGGUGAUAAAUGAAACAUAAUGGACCGUGAAUUCAUAUUUUGUGAUUCUUGAUAAAUAACAAGUGAUAACUGAAAAAAAUCAAUAAAUGUUGUGAUUCUUGCCGGUAGCAUCAGUCUUGAGGCUUAAAUUUUAAAAAAUUCACCUUAAAUCGGCAUCCUAAGGAUGAGAGAUAGUUGAACAGCGAAAGUAGAGGAUAGCAGAGAAGGUAGCGGAGAGUGUUAAAAAGUGAAGCAUGCAUUAAGAUGUGACAAAAUAUAGUGGAGUGGAGUGGCAAAGGCAGAAAAUAGUAGAGAAGAAGCCGAGUUCGAUGAAAAGUAAUGCACUUAAAGUAGUUGAUAUUGUGGUAAUUAUUCAUAUUGAAUGGAAAAGACUAAGAAAUUGUAAAAAAAAAACACAGAUUAUAAGAGAUUAUAUAGACAGUUUAUCAGAGAUAGACAGUUUAUCAGAGAUUGACAUUGGUGUAAUAACCGAAACUGGUCUUUCUAAGUAUCAAUAAAUCUGUGGUUUUUUGACAAUUUCUUAGUCUUUUCCAUUCAAAAAGUAAUGCAUGUAUUCGAAUGUGACAAAACAUAUAGUUGACAAAACAUAAUAGUUGACAGUCGAUGGUAGAGUGAAGCAGACAUUCGAAUACAUGUAUUACGUUUGAAAACUGGCAGCUACUUUCUCUGCUACCCCAUAAUAUAAUCGCCGCUCAACUAUGUUUUUACUUUAACGAGAACACUCAUUUUUGUUAUAAUGCUCUUAAAAAGAUGAGUUUUUCAUUUUUGAAGUUCAAGUGCAUUUGAAUCCCAUCUCAAAGUAACAGUAAUUUAUUAAUUCUGAACUUAUAUUGAAAAAAA
Nilaparvata lugens (brown planthopper) is the source of this 2302-nucleotide messenger RNA. RefSeq lists its product as uncharacterized. Bases 264 to 1475 code for a protein of 403 amino acids. NCBI's taxonomy places the organism in Eukaryota, Metazoa, Arthropoda, Insecta, Hemiptera, Delphacidae. The transcript is spliced from 9 exons. The record is from RefSeq and is a predicted model, not a curated record.